Molecule: messenger RNA, 1108 nt
Organism: Sinocyclocheilus grahami
Lineage: Eukaryota; Metazoa; Chordata; Actinopteri; Cypriniformes; Cyprinidae
Gene: ccdc160
Product: coiled-coil domain containing 160
Exons: 2
Coding region: 106-1026 (306 amino acids)
Source: RefSeq, a predicted model, not a curated record
CGCGCUCUCCUGCAUGAAAACAGGAAGUUGCGCCGACAGAGACCGUAGUCAACGAUGUUGUUGUUUUAAUGAAGUUCAAACAGUUUAGUUACGAGGACCGUGGAAAUGAAUGAUCAAAACACUGCACACGAGUCCAGCUCCAGAGAUGACCAUCAUUGGGUGGAGGAAAUCUUCCCUCCUCGUUUCACUUUCCAAAACCUGCUAGAAAGCCAGACCAACACAAACAAACAAUGCAGUAGCUCAAUGAACCCACCAUCAGCCCUCUCCACAGACAUAGCUGAACCCCAGAGGAGCCACAGAAGGGAGAUGUACCUGAAAGCUUUGAAAGAGGUUCAGCAAACUGAGCGACUGCGCAAGAAGGAGGCCCUAGCGAAGAGAAUUAUUAGGCCUGUCGAUGAAGGGGAGACCUCUGAAAAUCCUACCGACCAGAGCGAGACUGCGGGACAGAGGUGCAUUUGGAAUGAGAGGGACAUCACCAAACUGCGGGCUGGUUUAGAAGAAGUGGAGAGGGACAGAUGGCGACUAAAGCGACAGCUCAGUUGUUCAGAGGAGCAGCUUAAGGCAGAACAUGAGGAAAGGAUGAAGCUGCAAGGCCUGGUGGAGAAGCUGGAGGAACAGUUAAGCCUUUCCAAAAAAAGGGCUGCGCGUCAGGCCCUCAUGAUAAAUGAUCUGAAGUCAGAGAGCCAAAAAAUGAACGCUCAGUUACAGAAGCUGACUAUACAGGUCAGGGAAACGGAAGAAGAGGCAGACAGGUGGAAGACAAGUCUGAGCAAAGCAAAAGAGGACGUGCAGCAGAUAGUGCAGGAGCGCUCCAACCUCGCGUGGGAACUGGAAAGAGCACAAGCGCAAUGCAAAUCUGAAGGAGACAGACUGGGAAAAGCAGCUCGGAUAGAAAAUGAGGCUGUGGUCCUGAAGCUUCAGAGAGAGGUGAAGCAGACCCGAGCUGACCUGUGCGCAGAGAGAGAGAGUCACGCACGGAGCCGUACAGCCCUCGAGCUCUUACGCAGACACUUUAGCAGCCAAUAAUUUAUUGCAAUAAUAAAAAUGUGACUUAAAAUGCAGCCAUUUAAAUCUUUUUUUUCAAUAAAGACAAAAUUGAUGUUAUCGC